Messenger RNA from Cebus imitator (Panamanian white-faced capuchin), 1899 nucleotides. RefSeq names its product cilia and flagella associated protein 77 (gene CFAP77). NCBI's taxonomy places the organism in Eukaryota, Metazoa, Chordata, Mammalia, Primates, Cebidae. The record is from RefSeq and is a predicted model, not a curated record. The coding region runs from base 1 to 1065 and encodes 354 amino acids. The transcript has 9 exons.
AUGAGGGCUAGGUCGCUUCUAAUCAAAGCAACAACCUGUGGGAAACGCUACCUGCACCUGCCUCUGGCUAGCCCCAGUAGUUCUCACGGCGACAGGCGGCUCCGAGGGGGCUUCCGGGACCCAAGGCUGCCUGCCCGGCUUGGUUCCCAGCCUGUCACCCAGAGCUGUAUUCCAGCCAAGCCACUUUGUGACGGAGGAAACUCGCAAAAAGGCAGUUUGAAGGCAGCUGAGGAGGGCGGCGUGUACAGAGAUGCCAAGGGACCUCCCAUCUCUGACAUCCUCGUUCACCUUCAGUGCAGACACGAGGACCGAGGACCAGCUUCUGCUCUGUGGCCCCGCGCCAGCCGCAGCCUGCGCUCCUCCCAGGAAGGGCUCUGCCACCCGCUCCUGUGCUGCCCUAAAGGCCAUGCUGAACUUGGCAAGCCCCGGGAAAGAAGCUGCAGUCUGCCCGGCAUUAAUUUUAAUUACGGACUGUACAUCCGAGGGCUUGAUGGAGGGGUCCCUGAAGCCAUCGGGAGCUGGAACGUGUUUAAGCAGCAGCCCACCUGCCCCCAAGAGCUGACCCGGAACUACAUCGCAAUGAACCGCGGGGCAGUGAAGGCCGGCCUGGUGACUGCCCGGGAGAACUUCCUCUACCGUCAGCUCAACGACAUCCGCAUCAGUGACCAGGAUGACCGGCACCUGAAGAAGGAGCCCUCUCUCCCUCCAAACAUGACAUUUGGGAUCCGGGCGCGGCCUUCGACACCCUUCUUUGAUCUGCUGCAGCACCGGUACCUGCAGCUGUGGGUACAGGAACAAAAGGCCGCCCAGAAAGCCAUCAAACUGGAGAAGAAGCAGAAGGUGAUCCUUGGGAAGCUGUAUGAGACCCGGAGCAGUCAGCUGAGGAAGUACAAGCCACCCGUGAAGCUGGACACCCUCUGGCACAUGCCUCACUUCCAGAAGGUGGGUCGCCAUCUCGACACGUUCCCCACGGAGGCCGAUCGACAGCGAGCACUGAAAGCCCACCGGGAAGAGCGUGCCGUGCGCCAAGGCACCCUGCGGAUGGGCAACUACACCCACCCCUAGACCCUCCCUCGCCUGCCACGAAAAGCCAUCUUGACAUAGUAGAAAAUUCCUAGAAGGACUCCCUGUCUUGUCCCAACCCUGACAUUCCCCAUUUUUAGGCAGGUUCUGCUUCGAGGACCUCAGAUUCAAGUCUUAGGUUAAUUGUUUUUUGGUGAAAGUCCCCCCUUUUACAUUAGUCAACAUUAGUCUCCACUUUGCCUCAGUGACCCUCUAUCUGGGGCCGCCUCCUCCUCCUCCUCCCCCCCUUCCUCCCCCUCCUCCUCCUCCUCCUCCUCCUCCUCCUUCUCCUCCUCCUCACAGGGCAGGCUGACCCUGCCUCUUCUCAAGCCCUCACCUGUCAAGACAAACCCAAAUUACAGGACAAUAUUUUAGAUUCCAGGCUAAGGGUCGACUCCAUGGCUCUGCCCAUUAAGUGUUCAGUGUUUUUCCUGCAGAAAGCAUGACAGUGAUGCGCUUUGAAAGCCCUAAUUUUCUAUUCCAAACAUGAGUUUUAAUUGCUCUUUUUGGGAUGCCUGAUGUCUCAUCACAGCAGUAUUAUCUCUCUGGGACCUCUGACAGCAGGAAGAGCCAAUGGUUCAUUACUCCAGCCUGCCCCCGCCUCCUCAGUGCCGGCGCCGUUAAUCAGGCAGACCAAGUUGGACUCCUCCCGCAGGACUGACUUUGGAAGGUCAUCCCCCUCUGGAAAAAGAGAGCCUUCUGGGUGGUCGAGGGGGUAGACUGCAGGAACACAGGCCGCUGAGCUUCUCAGCCAAACUCCUGGGCACUUCCUCACUCGGCCUUUCUGUGUGUUCUUUGGUUUCUCUCUGCAAAUUAUAUGCUGAUCUAUUUUAAAUU